Molecule: messenger RNA, 231 nt
Organism: Anisakis simplex (herring worm)
Lineage: Eukaryota; Metazoa; Nematoda; Chromadorea; Rhabditida; Anisakidae
Source: the annotation of a GenBank genome assembly
AUGUUGUUGUUGCAGAUAACUUCAUUCAUUUGUGCUCUAUUGCCAUCGAAAGAAGGGUCGUCACUGAACAGAAAAGAUUCGUGGAAGAACGUUCCAAACACAUCACCACAACGAAACACGGAAUUUAUCGUUCAGAUUUCAGCGAAAAAAUUGGCUGUGUUUUUGACGGCUCGUCAAGCGUCAUACGUAGUGGUAGCAGUGGAUCAUGCACGAUUAGACGCUAUGCCGGGU